AAGAACUCACACGCGCUCAUUGUGGACUGCAACCAGAAAAAACGGCUCCCACUGCGAAAAACAGAAUGACAUCUUUAUAUUGGUAUUUUUGCCCAUUUCUCCUCAUUGACUUGGUGACCAUGACAUUGAGCACUGAGACAGUGCAGAAUGUAGCCAUUGAAAUCUUCAGUGAUAAAGCCAUUAUCCCUCCCAGGCCAGAGGCAUACAUACAUCAACACAGUCAUCACAGGAAGUACAGAGGUCAAAAGGAGAGGAUGGUAGUGGGUCAGCUUAGAAAGAGGCCUCACAUUACUGUGGUCCACACCCAAAAUGAAGGGCCAGAGCUGGAGGGUCUCAGUCCUGUCCGCUUAGAGAUGGAGCCAAAAGAUAAAAGACGAGUGAUGAGUCUGAGAAAGAGGACCUUCAUGGGGGUUGAUUCCUUAAUUCCAGAGCAAAUGAAUAGCUCUCCUGGUGCUGAGAUUCCAGAGAAGGUAAUGAGACAUCCCACUGGUCGCAAGAGACUACAUGAUAAAGAGCCUGUAUUCCUUGCAGCCACUAUUGCCUCCUUCAUAUCACCAGUAGCUGCUGCUGUCAGUGGGAAAUCCUUUACACAGCCAACCCCCACCAUUAAACCACAGGUCAGAAGUAAUUCAGCUGGGGAUGUGACGCCCACUUUAAAUAUGGCAUUCUUUGACUGGACUGAUUAUGGAGAUAUGAGGCCUACACACAAACAGCAAUCUUUUAAGAAGAGAGCUAAGUGUAAUCCAUGCUCUGACAUCCAGCCCACAAAGAGCACCAGCAGUGGAAAUGUGACACUUCCACCAGAUGAGAACUGCAAACAUCACUUGGAUUGUCUGCCAGGUUCCUGCUGCAAUCUCAGAAAUCAUGUAUGUGAGCUUCACAACCGUGGCCUCAAUAACAAGUGCUAUGACAGCUGCAUGUGUGAAGAAGGGCUUCGGUGUUAUGCUAAAUUACACAGGCAUAAACGCAUCACUCGCAAAAAAGGACAAUGUAUUGAUCCUGAGGGUGUAAAAUUAAACCAUGGCAUGUUCAUUAUUGUAUAAUUAAGGCAGAACAAUUUGUUAUAUUUUACUUGAUUUUAUUUUGCAUUGUGUUUGCAAAUUUGUACUAACAUUUUUUAUCCAUGUGUAUAUUUUAUCCAUGUGUAUAUUUUAUCCAUGUGUAUAUUUGUUUUAUGUAAACAGAUGAUGUACACUUGCAUGGCCAAUGAUUUCAGAUGAAUGAAGAUUGAGCUACAGUGUUAUUGUUAUACAGUAUGUGUGAUAUGAAGGUUAAGUUAUGGUGAUGUGUCUUUAUGGACUUUCAAAAUUUGUAACCAAUGUAUUGUAAAAUUAUUGCAUGCAGUACCGGUAAUUGCAUUUAAGUCUUCCACUAAUGCCUCUUUGUUUAUAACACUUAUGUAUUAAACAUUUGUUGCAUUGCUCUAUUGUUAUUAUCACAGUGGAACAUUAGCAUUAUGUAAAUAAGGGGACAUGAGCAUUAAGACAGUCAUUUAGAGAUAAUUUUUUGGCUUAAUCUAUGUCCCCAACCUCCAAGCAGAUGAGCAGCACUGGAGUGAACACACAAAGAAGAACACAUGGGAAAUCUCCAUCUCACAUUAUUAAACCAUUAAAUCUUCCUUUUGGCUCCAAUCUGAAAUGAGUCAACAGAGGUUUUGUGCUUAGCUGAAAUAAUGCUUUACAUCAUGCCCAUUCAGGACCAUUGGUUUGUUAUUAUAGGAGUAAUAUUGUGCCUCUGCAUCAGUGCUCUGCUCAUCUGACACUAGCAGAAUGUUGUUUAGUGUUCUGCUUUGACUGAGACUCAACAGUUUACAUCCCAUACAAUCCAUCUGUAGAUUUUAAAUUACAAUGAUACAAUCAAAUUACAAU
Messenger RNA from Xyrauchen texanus (razorback sucker), 1868 nucleotides. RefSeq names its product draxin-A-like. Gene Ontology annotation, biological process: axon guidance; Wnt signaling pathway. The record is from RefSeq and is a predicted model, not a curated record. Gene Ontology annotation, cellular component: extracellular region. Lineage: Eukaryota; Metazoa; Chordata; Actinopteri; Cypriniformes; Catostomidae. The transcript has 7 exons. Bases 66 to 1043 code for a protein of 325 amino acids.